AUGUCUACCAUGUUUUACUUCAUUUUCUUCAUCUUACUGUUGUCAACUUCAACUCAAUUUGCUGAUGCUCUGGCGUGCGCUAUUAGAUGUGAUUUCGACGGUCACAUUGACAAUGUCAUUUUCCCCUCGUGCACCGUUGUUAACAAGUCCAGUACUGAACAAAGUUGUCAAGGACGACUAACAAUCGAUUAUGAGUCUGGUGAAAUUAUCGGAGGUCUUCACCCUGCAACACCUCCAAGAUCUUUCCAUUUCGACACGGAGACUGCAUUCCUACUAUCGGAUGAAGGAACAAGACUAAUAAUCGAAUUUGAUUGCGUCACGUCAGACAACUGUGAUCAAGAAUUCCUUAAAGAAAUUCUACACGGUAAUUGGCGUGCUACCCAGGAUCAAGCAAAGAAUCUGAGAAAUAUUCUCGCGAGUAUACUCUUUAAUUCAAGUGACCUCCGGCCCAAUGAUACGUGUCCAGCUAAUCAAACAUGCAAGGGUGAAGGAUUUUGUCAGGUAAUCUAUCAAGACUGGUCCGAUACUCCACGUCCCAUAUUUCAAAGUACAUGCACAAAUCCAACAGAAAGUCCAGUCCUCACCUGGCGUCAAGCAUAUGACCAAUCGAAGACAGGUCAAAUUAUGCUCUACACUUGCAAUGAGCCUUUAUGCGGCUCACUAUCCUCAGCCGAAGAUGUGAUUCGUCUGCUACAACGUUCUUACGACUUACCCUUCAAUGUCACAAUUCCAUCGAUAACCAGUACCACAACAACGUCAACAACGUCAACAACGCCAGUAAUGACAACAACAUCAACAGGAUCGACUACACGAAAGAAUAUCGCUAUAUCUAUUCAUAUCGCUAAGACUGAAAAGAUUGUAUUCGCAUUCUUAUUCCUUGUCUUGUUCUACCUAUUUUGA
This is a messenger RNA of Didymodactylos carnosus, 900 nucleotides long. The record is from the annotation of a GenBank genome assembly. Lineage: Eukaryota; Metazoa; Rotifera; Eurotatoria; Philodinida; Philodinidae.